Messenger RNA from Umbelopsis ramanniana AG, 1821 nucleotides. RefSeq lists its product as uncharacterized. Bases 99 to 1682 code for a protein of 527 amino acids. The transcript has 3 exons. The record is from RefSeq and is a predicted model, not a curated record. NCBI's taxonomy places the organism in Eukaryota, Fungi, Mucoromycota, Umbelopsidomycetes, Umbelopsidales, Umbelopsidaceae.
GCUCAUCUGAACUGACUCAGCGCUCAAAACUGUAAAGUCCCCAGUUUCAAACCUUUCCUUACCCUUCACCCAUUCUUCUAUAGCCUGUGAUUUGACCCAUGCGGACGAGAGGCCUGCAGAUCACUUCGCUGCUUGUCGCCUCACCUGUAGUCUUAAUUCUCUUUUCACUCAUUAUCAUUUUAUUGGUGUCAAUAUGUUCACAAUUACGCAUUUGGAUAAGCGCCCUUGCUGCAUCCAUUGGAUUCACCACCAAAUCAACCGCCUCUAAAGUCCUCAUAUCCCCACCCUCCUACCAUGGAAUGGCGACAAACCAGUUUGCUUCACUGGAUUCAAAGACCAUUGCGUCUGUUGACAAGAUAUCCCUGAGCGCCCCAGGGUCAAGCAGUGCCUGGAUGCACCGCCUUGGUCAAUAUCUCAGAAUGAUGCCACUUCGUUUUGCAGCUUCAUCCACCAUUUUACUCGCCAUCAUCGUUCUUAUAUGUAUAUUUGCAUUCCGUCUUGCUCGUUAUAAGAUACGUGGUCAAGAUGCUUAUGAGACGUGUAUGGAGAAAUUGGCCGAAUACAGAAUACCUGGAACCAUGUACAUAAACACCAAGAAGUUUCAUGAAUUCUUAAAGGCAGCCGAAAGGCAACCACCCACUGUCCGACGAUGGCAAUUGUCCAAAGAGUCAUCAUCCAAUUUGUCGGAAAACAGUCCUAAUAGCAAUACAGCUCUACCUACCCACAAUCAACCAGUAGAUCAUAGUAUGCUUCGAGUUCAUCGAACGGGGUUGACAAGACCUCGCUCACGUUCAAAUGGUUCAUCCACACCUCAUAACGUACCAGUUCAGCAUGUGAAAGAAACCUAUGAACAACCAAGAAGAUCAGAUUUGGACGAAAAAUCUGCGUCUCGGAAUAACUCUAUCACCAGUCCCUUCCUUUCAGAGUAUAGAAAGCAAAAUGGUGAUAUGCGGUGUAACCAAUCUAUAGCUCAAGAUCGUCCAGAGUCUAACCUCACUACGGCUGUUGACACUGAUGUUGAGAAUAAGAUUGUCUCCUCCGCUGGAAAAUCAUCUCAGCCAACGCUAGGAAAAGCUUCGGUCACUACCGACACUACAUCUACUACAAAUCACUCUCAUUCAAAAGUAGAUGUGAGCACAACUCCGGAUAGUUCGUCACAAGUGGAAGAAGAUGAUUCCCAAAUUGCCUUUGUUCAAGUUGAGAGAAAGAAAAGAAAGAAGACCAAAGCGACAACAAAACAGUCAAAACCACAACAAUUGCCACCUCGAGUAGAGUUCCAUGAGCCAGUCAAGUCAACUGUAGAUCAUGUUAUGGAAUAUAACCCCGAGUUCGAGCCUGUGACCGAUUCUCAUUCUCAGCCUGAAGAAGCUUCAGAAGAACCACUAAUCGUGGAAGAUAACAGUGAAAAGGAUACAUCUCCCAGUCAGGAACCGGUUGAAGAGCCCAAACUAAAUCUCCCUACUGUCCCAUGUUCAACAACACCCUCGCAACCUAAUCAAAUGCACUCGGGGGCCUGGUACUCUCCUUUCUCCAGCGGACUUCAGCUGGAUAUCUUGCCGAGACCACAGUCACCUCCUGAGGCUGCUGCCUAUAAUUCAGCGCCAUCUUAUGGUCAAUUUGGCGGUAUCCCCAUCAACCAUCACACCCUAUGGUAUGGAGAGACGACGAUGGCGUGGUAUUAGUGGUCGUAAACCGAAUUACGACCCUGAGGCCUAUUUCCCAGAUUCUGAAUUCUCACUAUUUGAUAAGAAGUUGCCAAGUAAUUGAUUCCCACAUCUUAAAUAAAAUUUUGAUUAAAUAGCGUUUUUGAUUAUUCGUAAA